Molecule: messenger RNA, 2291 nt
Organism: Dermacentor albipictus
Lineage: Eukaryota; Metazoa; Arthropoda; Arachnida; Ixodida; Ixodidae
Product: glycoprotein 3-alpha-L-fucosyltransferase A-like
Cellular component (GO): membrane
Molecular function (GO): fucosyltransferase activity
Source: RefSeq, a predicted model, not a curated record
UGCCACGUGCAUCAAUGCAAAAGAAGUACAGAGGAAGAAGAAGCAGUCAAGUCGUCUUCUUUUCGAACUCGGCGGCACGAGUUUACUCCAGCUAAAGAUUACAGGUUGCACGCCGACACCUUCGAGACCACACCUUGUACCGUGCCUCGCACAUCCAAGGGCAGAACCGAAGCCACCAAAUCCUCUGUCACGAACUGCGAAGACCUACAGCAGAGCCAGCCUGUGCCAUGGUCCUGUGGCAGCCUUUCCGACGCAUGCGGUUCCUUCGCCGCCGUGCCAUGGCCCUGGCGCUGGCCAGCUGCGCCAUGCUGAUCGGCUUCCAGAUGAAGUUGAUGACCUCCUCGAGCGCCUGGCGGCCGCCCUGGAGGCAGGGGCGACUGAGGGCCGCCGGGGUCAGCGGCCAAGAGGGCCACGUAGUCGAGCACCACGGGCGUGAGAGCAGGACGGAGAGGGACCGUAGGAUCAUGGAGCGCCAGAUUUUCAGGGACAACGAGCAGGCCGACCAUCGACACGACGACCCGGCCCCGUCGUGGUCGCGCAGCAAGUUGCCCUGGUUCUUCACCAACGGCACCGAAUGGCCUCGUCCGUCGAGCAGGCUGUCGAGGCUCCCCAACGUGUGGCCCGACCCGCAGUCGCCGCACGACGACCGCAUCGUGUCGCAGCUCAUGUACCUGCCGCCCGGUUACAAGGGCCAGCCCAAGAGCAUCAAUACCACUUAUGAUACGAAUGACCUCAGGUUGGGUGAUGCAUCGAAUGAUGCGGCGGCCGUGAAGACCAUCGUCCUGUACGGCGGCUGGUACGACUUCCUGGGUGGACGCGAGCUCUUUCUGAGGGACCGGUGCCCAGUGGACAAGUGCGUCGUCCACCAGGGAUCGCACAUGAGUGAGCGAAAAAGCGCCGUCGUGGAUGCCUUCAUCUACAAGGACUACUACUACCACCCUGCGGUCCCGAACAUCACGGGACGCCAAGUGAAGAUCAUGUACCUGCUCGAAAACCCGAUGCACACAUUCGUCCCGAGCGGAGACGCGGGAAUCGACUGGAUGGCCACCUACCGAAAGGACUCGGACAUUGUGACGCCGUACGAGAAAUUCGUGCUCUUCGACCCGCUGGUGAAAGCUAUCAAGCGCGACUUCGACUACUCCCAGAACAAAACCAAAAUGAUCGCGUGGUUCGUCUCCAACUGCGCCGCCUCCAACCGGCGCCUUGAUUACGCGCACCAGCUGCAGAAACACAUAGAGGUGGACAUCUACGGUUUGUGCGGCACGCUAGACUGCCCUCGCUCCGAGAGCGAGAGGUGCUACCAGAUGUUGGACAAUGACUACUAUUUUUACCUGUCUUUCGAGAACGCCAACUGCAAGGACUACAUCACCGAAAAAUUCUUCAAUGCUCUACGGCACAACGUGGUCCCCGUGGUGAUGGGCGCUUCCCGCGAGGAUUACCUGGCCGCGGCUCCGUACCACUCGUACAUCCACGUGGACGACUUCGGGUCGCCCAAGGAGCUGGCCGAGUACCUGCAGCUGCUCAGCCGCAACCGGACGCUGUACAACCAGUACUUCGAGUGGAAGGGCACCGGGGAGUUCGUCAACACGUACUUCUGGUGCCGCCUGUGCGCCAUGCUGCACGCGCCGCCAGCUCCGGCGAAGCGGCGCACGCAAAGCGUCCACGAGUGGUGGCACGAGGGAACGUGCAGGGCGGUGGCGUAGUGCGAGCGCCCAAACACACGUGGGGGGGGGGGGGGGGGGCGAAUGGCAUUUGUUCGCGCUCGCGGGACAGCGUGUUUACUACAUCGCUCGUGGUUCCUGGCGAGAACUGUCGCUAUCUCAGGACUUUCGAGAACUAUACUGCGCGCGUCUCGACUGUUGUCGUCGCAUGCUUGCGACAUCGACCGUGAACUCUUUCCGGUAUAGACUUCUUUUUUUUUACUACUGUUGCUUCAUGAACUUUAGUUGUUUUUCGUCUGUUUGUUUUACCUUUCUCGCCGCUGCUUGCCCCGCCUGUGUUGCGUGUGUGCUCGGUAGUUUUGCACGCGUUAUGAACGCGCAUUUGGGUUGAGCACCGUAAAACAUGUAGAUAGAUUCGUAUUCUUAAAGACAAAGAAAAAAACGGUAGUAAAAUAAAAGUGUGCGGGAACAAUCGAGAAUGAUCGUCAAUGUUAGCGAGUGGCACGAACGAAGAAACGAACGAGCGAGCGCGCGAUAAUUUUCCUUCCCCUCUACUCGCAACACGCUCGACAGUUCCCCCGCUUCCCCACUCUUCCCUCCCUCCCUCUCUCCCCGCAAGUCGGUUGCGCG